GACUUUGUCUAGCUUCUUAAAUUCCAUAUACACACUAUAUAUAUAUGUUCAGACUCUCUACUUCUAAAUUAUUGAUAUAUCAGAACUUCUCUUUUCCUUCCUUGUUAACAUUAAGAUGAGAACUUCCUCUCAAUCUCUCUUCCUUUCACUCAUUGUCAUUUGGUUCAUAUCUCUAACAGCUUUUGGAGCUACAACUAUUCACCCCGACGAAAAGAAAGCUCUUGAAGAUAUAGCUAAUUCACUUGGUAAGAAGGAUUGGAACUUCGACAUAGAUCCAUGCAGCAACAAUUCUAACUGGGCUACGCCUACCAUAUCGAAUAUCGUGGAAAACAAUGUGACCUGUAACUGUUCUGUUGCUGGUGACAACUUCUGCCAUGUUGUUACAAUAACUUUGAAAGGGCAAAAUCUCCCCGGCAAUCUCCCACCGGCACUGAGCAAGUUGCGUCACCUUCAAAUUAUUGACCUCUCUCGCAAUUACUUGAAUGGUACAAUUCCUAAAGAAUGGGGCUCUAUGUCGAAUCUUCUUAACAUUACUCUACCCGGAAAUCGACUAACGGGUUCAAUACCGAAGGAGAUUGCAAACAUAUCUACUCUAAUACAGUUGGAAUUAACUGCCAACCAAAUGUCUGGAAAUCUUCCUCCUGAGCUUGGGAACCUAGCCCAGAUUCUAACACUGAGACUUUCCUCUAACAAUUUUACUGGAGAACUACCUUUGACAUUGGCCAAGCUCACUACAUUGCGAGAUUUACAAAUUUCAGACAACCAAUUCUUUGGAAAGAUACCAGAUUUUAUUCAGAACUGGACAAAUAUCUAUUCACUAAUCAUUCAAGGGAGUGGAUUAAGUGGGCCAAUUCCUUCUGAAAUUUCACGUUUGAGAAACUUAACUGACUUGAGAAUUAGUGAUUUGAAUGGAUCUGAAUAUGCAUCUUUGCCACAGCUUAAAAAUAUCCCAUUGUUAAAAACUCUGAUUUUGAGGAACUGCAACAUCAAUGGGAAGCUACCUGAUUAUCUUGGAAAUAUGACAACAUUAAAACAUUUAGACCUCAGUUUUAACAAAUUAAGCGGAACAAUUCCGAUUUCCUAUGCUAUCACGAGCAGUGUACAAUACAUAUUUUUAACUGGAAACCUUCUCACUGGCCCAAUACCUCCUUGGAAAGCGAAGAUUAACGUAGAUCUUUCAUACAAUAACUUUAGCAACGACCAAGUGAGUCAGAAAUGUCGAAAUGAAAAUGUGAACUUGUUUUCUACGUCAUGGACAAGCAAUGACAUAGGAACAAUUUCGUGUCCGGGCGUUCAAUGUGACAAACCCGCAUACUCCCUUUAUAUAAAUUGUGGUGGAAUGCAAGCAACAGUCAAUAGAAAAGUUUAUGAUUCAGAUUCAGAUUCACCUGGACCAGCAAGAUUCCAUGUCGGUUCAACAGGAAAUUGGGCAUUUAGCACCACUGGUAUAUACAUGGAUAGUAAUCAACUUAGAGAAACUUAUCCCCCGCAAAAUAUCGCUACACUUACUAUGGUGGACUCUGAAUUGUACACGAAUGGACGUGUUUCUCCUAUUUCUUUGACUUAUUAUGGAUUUUGCCUGGCAAAUGGAAGCUACACAGUAAAUCUACAUUUUGCUGAAAUAAUGUUCACAGACGAUCAAACUUAUGCUAGUCUUGGAAGGCGUGUAUUUGAUAUCUACCUUCAGGGAAAGCCAAUGCAAAAGGAGUUUAAUAUUGCAGAAGAAGCAGGAGGAGUUGGUAAGGAAAUCAUAAAACAGUUCAAAGAUGUUGCUGUUACUAGUAGUACCUUAGAGAUCCGCUUAUAUUGGGCUGGAAAAGGGACACAGGCUGUCCCAAAUAAAUCAGUAUAUGGUCCUCUUAUAUCAGCUAUAUCAGUGGAAUCUGACUCUGCACCUGGAAGCAGUAUAUCCGCUGGAGCUGUGGUUGGAAUUGUUGUUGCGGCAAUAAGUAUUAUGAUUAUAGUAUUUGGUAUACUUUGGUGGAAAGGAUGUUUCCGAAAGAAAAACUCUUUAGCAAGAGAGGUGAUGAGUUUAGACCUACAAACGGGCUUAUUUACCUUAAGACAAAUAAAAGCAGCAACCAACAACUUUGAUAUUAACAAUAAGAUUGGAGAAGGAGGAUUUGGUCCUGUGUACAAGGGGCGUUUAUCCAAUGGAACAUUGAUUGCAGUCAAGCAACUUUCUUCUAAAUCAAAGCAAGGGAAUCGUGAGUUUUUAAAUGAAAUAGGCAUGAUUUCUGCUUUGCAACACCCAUAUCUUGUUAAACUCUAUGGUUGUUGUGUGGAGGGAGAUCAAUUGUUGUUGGUAUAUGAAUACUUGGAAAACAAUAGUCUUGCUCGUGCUUUAUUUGGUCCAGAGGAACACCAAAUAAAAUUAGAUUGGUCAACAAGGCAGAAGAUAUGUGUUGGUAUUGCUAGAGGUUUGGCAUACCUACAUGAAGAAUCGAGACUGAAGGUUGUUCAUAGAGACAUCAAGGCCACUAAUGUGUUGCUUGAUAAGGAUCUCAACCCGAAGAUAUCUGAUUUUGGUUUGGCCAAGCUUGAUGAGGAGGAUAAUACUCACAUUAGCACUAGAAUUGCUGGGACCUACGGAUAUAUGGCUCCUGAAUAUGCAAUGCAUGGUUAUUUGACAGACAAAGCAGAUGUUUAUAGUUUUGGAAUUGUGGCGUUGGAAAUCCUCAGUGGAAAGAGCAACACCAUUUAUCGGUCAAAGGAGGAAGCAUUCUAUCUUCUUGAUUGGGCACAUUUGUUGAAAGAGAAAGGUGACCUAAUGGAUCUAGUUGAUAGAAGAUUAGGUUCAGAUUUCAACAAAAAGGAGGCUAUGGUAGUGAUCAAUGUGGCUCUCCUAUGCACCAACGUCACUUCAAACCUUAGGCCUGCUAUGUCGUCGGUGGUAAGUAUGCUUGAUGGAAAGACUGUGGUUCCAGAAUUUGUUUCAGAUUCAAGUGAAGUAAUGGAUGAAAAGAAGUUGGAAGUAAUGAGGCAGUAUUACUAUCAGAUUGAAGAGAAAAACAUAAGUAAGUCACAAACACAAAGUCAGAGUUUAUCAAUUGACAGGCCAUGGACUGCUUCAUCUUCAUCAGCUGUAGACCUUUAUCCUAUCCGGAGUGAUUCUUCCUAUUGGGAGGAAAGAAAUUAAGAGUCUUUGUUGGUAAAUAAUUGUAUCUGUCAGCUUGAUGACCUGCAACUAUGUCAUGUGAUGAAUCCAUGAUGUAUAUCUUCAAAAGAAUUCUAUUACUAUAGUGUGCUAAUUCACUUUUAAGAGGCAUAGGUUUAUGUUUGAAUACAAAUAUCAACCUAUUAUUCUAAGUGUCAUGUUUAUUCAACAUCCAUUCUGUAGAAAGCAUGAGGAUACCAUAUAAAGGAUUAGCUUAGUAACCUUUUAUAUUUAAAGGGUUUAACUCUCUAUAGUGAGCUUUAACGUGUGUGAGAUUCAAAUAGAAUCUCACAAUGAGCCCACAGAAUAAAAAAAAAAAAGGAUCGGUGAUCGAUCAUAUUUUCAGAUU
Messenger RNA from Cicer arietinum (chickpea), 3506 nucleotides. RefSeq names its product probable LRR receptor-like serine/threonine-protein kinase At1g07650. Gene Ontology annotation, molecular function: protein kinase activity; protein binding; ATP binding. Gene Ontology annotation, biological process: protein phosphorylation. Lineage: Eukaryota; Viridiplantae; Streptophyta; Magnoliopsida; Fabales; Fabaceae. The record is from RefSeq and is a predicted model, not a curated record.